This is a messenger RNA of Musa acuminata subsp. malaccensis (wild Malaysian banana), 1641 nucleotides long. Its product is annotated as tetraspanin-3. The record is from RefSeq and is a predicted model, not a curated record. Lineage: Eukaryota; Viridiplantae; Streptophyta; Magnoliopsida; Zingiberales; Musaceae. Gene Ontology annotation, biological process: auxin-activated signaling pathway. Gene Ontology annotation, cellular component: plasma membrane; plasmodesma.
ACCCAGAGAAACAUUACUUUCUUUAACUUGUCAUUUCUUUCUCCUGUCAUGUUAGGUUGAAUUGUCUCAUAUGAUCUCAUCCUGCCAAGAACAAGCUACUGUGAGUCUUCUACCUUGCUUGGCUCUGUACUUAGACCUUUCUGAGAGACCUGGAGACACUGCACACUUCCACCCCCCCCUACCUGCCAAACUCCACAAAAGAGAAUAAAACAAGAGCUAUGUUCAAGCUUCCAAAACACCAGCAGCGUCAGUCCCCACACACUCCUUUCGAGUCUCAUGACACUCUUACUGCCAUCAGCUGCUGCUAUUUUAUUAUAUGUCAGUUAUAUAUCCCCUUCUCUCACCCAUUCCUACCAUCCCAAGCCUCCUGUUUUCACCCAAAAUAGAGGGGGAGAAGCGACGGAGAACAAGCCACCGAAUAAAGGCGCCGCCUUUGGAGGAGAAGAGAAGAGAAAGCAGCGAAACAGAGUUCCAUCAGCUGUGAAGAGGAGACGAGAAGGGAAGAUGAUGCGAGGUACCAACACCCUCAUCGGGGCCGUGAACUUUGUCACGUUCCUGAUAUCGAUCCCCAUCUUGGGCGGCGGAAUAUGGCUCAGUGCCAAGGCCAAUUCCACCGACUGCCUCCGCUUCCUCCAGUGGCCGCUCAUCGUCAUCGGCAUCGCCAUCAUGGUCAUCUCCCUCAUGGGCUUCGCCGGUGCCUGCUACCGCCUCACCUGGCUGCUCCGCAUCUACCUCUUCGUCAUGUUCUUCGUGGUCGUCGCGCUCCUCAGCUUCGUCGUCUUCGCCUACGCCGUCACCGACCGCGGCCACGGCCAGGUCGUCAUGGACCGCGCCUUCCUCGAGUACCAGCUCUCGGACUACUCCGGCUGGCUCAAGGACCGCGUAUCCGACCCCGGGUACUGGGCCAAGAUCAGCGCCUGCCUCCGCGACAGCCGCGUGUGCCCCAAGAUGGCGAGGUACGGCCGGGACUCCACCACGGGGUUGCUCAUCCCUGAGCCCGCGGUUCUGUUCUACCAGAGGCAUCUCUCCCCUAUCGAGUCUGGGUGUUGUAAGCCUCCCACUUCGUGUGGGUUUACAUACGUAAAUGAGACAUACUGGACUGCACAACCAGGGACUGUGGUGAAUGACAUUGACUGCACCAGGUGGAGCAACGAGCAACAUUCACUGUGCUACCAGUGUGGAUCAUGCAAGGCCGGGGUUCUCGCGAGCAUCAGGCAUAACUGGAGGAAGGUCUCCGUGAUUAACAUUGUUGUGCUCGUCAUCCUCGUGAUCGUGUACGUCAUUGGUUGUGCCGCAUUCAGAAACGCAAAAAGGAUCGACAACGAUGAGCCCUUCGGAGAGAACAGGAUGAGUAAAGCAAGACCUAGCAGGUUCCAGUUCUAGACAGCAGUUGAUGAUUGGCUUCAAGUUGCCGAAGGAAGAGAAGAGGCUCCAUCAAAUUCCAGUUGGCUUGAUUUGUCUCUAUGUGACAGUUCUAUUUGUAUCAGUUAUCUUUUAUGUUCAACACAAUCAAACAGAAGACAGUGGGUGAUCUCAUUUUUCCUUAGUUGAAAUGUUGUUUGUGUUACCAGAAAACAAGACUUGUCCUCUUGCUUGUAUGGAACUUCAUUCACAUGAAUAGUGAUUCAGCAGUUUGUAUAA